Darwinula stevensoni is the source of this 952-nucleotide messenger RNA. NCBI's taxonomy places the organism in Eukaryota, Metazoa, Arthropoda, Ostracoda, Podocopida, Darwinulidae. The record is from the annotation of a GenBank genome assembly.
AUGAUUUUCCCUGUCAAUGUGAGAGCCGAUCUUAAGGCUUGCUCCGUCCCUGAAGGAGAGAAAUUUGCUUGCUUUCUGUCGUCCUCUGAGCACAUCGUUAACACGUGUCACUGGUAUUUCUUGACGAUGCAGAAAAUGAGAAUGGGGGAGGAGGAAGAAGUGUUCGGUAUGAGCCGCAAUCGCAAACGAUUGAUGGAAACCGAGAAGUCGAGAGACUCAUCGGAGGGGAACCUCCGGACUGGCAAGAUCACAAGUAAGAAGCUCGUUCCUAAUUCGAAGAAGAUCUUCUGUCGAGCAGCUGUGAUAUCGUGCCAGGUGAAUGGAAGGGACGAAUUCACGAGAUGUUUACCAUCUACCACCUGCUCAUCACCUCGUCCAUGCCCUGCUUUUCUCUCCGCCUCAACCUCAACUACCAUCAGCACAGUCCCCCUCAGCCCUAACUCACCCUCGACUCCAUUCCUCCAGCUACAGUCGACCACUUCUUCCACAUAUGACACUGUGCACCCAGUGACUCUCCCCACUGGGCCACGAAUGAGUCGCCACCUGAAUCCACCAGAAGCACUGGAAUCGAAGGGGCAGGGGAAGGUCACGUGCCAAAAGAAUUGAGAAAGAUACUUUCGUUCUCCUUGUUGACGGAGAAGCUUCCAGCUCUCGCUAGUAAGACCUUCUGAAUCACGGAAAACUUGAUUCUCACAUGGAUGGCACCCGAUGGUCAAGAAAAGGACUUCCAUCUCUCCAUACUCCUCGGCAUCUCUAAAAUAUGUGUGGUUCCUUCUGCUUGCUUGCCGCUGAAGUUCCUUCCUGAUUUUCAUCGUCCAAGUGAACGAAAAAGUGAUAAAAGUGGAGGCAGGACGCGAUGACGCUCAGUGAUGGCAAUGAAAAAUUGGAUUCACUGACGAAGGCAGAACGCAGGAAUUGGACAUCGUCCUCUCGUAUCAGGAUUUAAGGAUGA